Molecule: messenger RNA, 1029 nt
Organism: Metarhizium brunneum ARSEF 3297
Lineage: Eukaryota; Fungi; Ascomycota; Sordariomycetes; Hypocreales; Clavicipitaceae
Molecular function (GO): 2-oxoglutarate-dependent dioxygenase activity
Source: RefSeq, a predicted model, not a curated record
AUGAACCGUCCCACCUUGCUUACCACAAUAUGGCGACGAUCGCGUCACAUCUCUUCACGGCGUGCUUAUCAGCCUCUGCGGUCUGUCGAGGCCGCCUCCGCAUCAUCCCAAGCGCACGCAGACAUCCAAGCCUUUCAGAAGAAAGCGUUCAUACCCCGAAAGCCGUAUUUGUUUCGAGAAGACGGCGGCUCACCGACUUCUCGCCUGCCAGCCUUUAGUAAAUGGUUCAACAGAUCCGCUUCCUCACAUGACAGCCACUCAACAUUACCGUUCGCUUCAUCUCUGGUGCAGGGAUUCCAAGAAUGGCCUUUCCCGUACGAAUUGAUCAAAUCGCAAAGGGAGCAAGAUGCCUUCUCUCAAUUCCAGGCCGCACUAAUGACCAGCUCAGAAAUGACUGAUCAAAUCAUGGCAGGAAUUCUGCAAUCGGCCGUAACUGACGAGAAGGACCAGAGCUUCUUUCAACUCUAUGCGCCUUUGAGGCUUCUCAUCAAGGCCCUAGAGUUCAACGCGGCUCGGGACUCAACUACCACACACCCUUUGCAUUUGUAUAUUGCUCAAUCUUCUCUGUCUGAUUUGCCGCAGCCUCUUCAAGACGAUUUACCGGCUCCGGAAAUCGUACUUGGUGCCGGAAAAGGCGACAUUUAUGCUUCAUCUAUCUGGCUGGGUACAGAACCAACUUAUACGCCGCUGCAUAGAGAUCCAAAUCCGAACCUGUUUUGCCAGUUGUAUAGCCAGAAAGUUGUACGGCUGUUACCGCCAACUAAAGGUGAUGAAUUAUUCUUUCAUGUCCAGCGCCGAAUACGGCAACAUGGAAAUAGUCGCAUAAGGACAACUGAUAUGAUGCAAGGCCAUGAGAGAAAGGUGUUGCAUGACGCAGUCUGGGGAAAUGAAACACCACUCGAGGAACUGCACGAAGUUGAGCUCGGCGCUGGCGACGCGCUCUUCAUUCCGGAGGGUUGGUGGCAUUCUGUCAAGAGCGUGGGUUCUGAUGGAGGACUUAAUGGCUCUGUAAAUUGGUGGUUUAGAUAA